GGUGUUGUUUACAUGGUGACGCCGCGCGAGACUGCAGCUCCCGUCCACUGCUGAGUGACGUCAGAGCCUGGACAUGGCCGAGGCCGGCGGCGGCAGCGUCCGGAGCUCAUGAUUCAGAGAAUGGACAGCCCGCUGCUCUCCCAGUUCAUGAAGGAGGUUCCCAGUGCAGCUUCGGCUCCCCAGUCCAAGUUCUACAGCAGCUGGUCUGUGUGUGAGGACGACGCCGGAGCGCCCUCCAUCCUGCGAUGUGCGGACCAAAGUGCACCGCUUCCUUUCCCUGGACCGGAGAACUGUUCUAACGUGAUUGGGCAGGAGGCGGACAGCCGGGAUGUAGUGACAGACUGGGACUCACUUUCCCGUCUGUUUCCUCCUCUGUGGGCUGCUGCCGACCACCAAGACCUUUCUGAGUAUUUUCCAGGGAUCCUUCCAGGAAGUGCAGAUGUUCCUGGUGCCCUUAGUCCGCCUCUAUAUGAAGAGCACGGGAGGAAAUUGCCAGACAUGGAGAGUCUCCAGAGAGGGUUUGAAGACCUCGGCCUGCUGGACCCUUGGGUCUCUAGUCCAGAUGCCUGUGAUACACCAGUGGAAGAUCUCCUCAAGGAUCUCUACAUUGAAAACCAAGCACUAGAGCUCAACUCUUCCUUCCAGCCAAUGGAGGGGGGUAACCAGUACAUAAGCAAUUACAUGAGGUCCAAUGGUCAGAAUUCCUCUGCGUCUGGUGUCAGCUCUCCAUCUCAGAAGAGACCACCAGAAUGUCCAAGUCUUCAUAAGCCCUGGUGGAGAAAUGACAAGAUGAAGGGAAAGUUUACUAAACUGAGUCCAGCAGGUCAGUCCAAAUACACGUCUUGGGAUAAUGACACGUAUGUAAAUCCUGCCAAUGACUUUAUACCUCCGAGUGUCAAAGCUCCAGUCUACUAUCCAGGUAACCAACUGCUUCCGAAGGAGUGCGGCUUCCAGAGCGGCAGCGCACACAGGAAGCCCUACAGUCCCGAAAACUUCAACAUCUCAAAUGUUGGCAACUUUGAUUAUCGAGAGACUUAUCAGGAACCUUAUGCAAAGCCUCCUGUUCCUGGAGUCCCUGCAAAUGAAGGAUUUCACCAGCGAUGGUUAGAAACUGAGACAGUAAGGAACCAGAAACCAGUGACAAGCCCGUUAUCAUCACCAGCAGGCUCCACAAUGUCUGAUGGAUCUCCAACGCACCACCCCGGAUAUUUCCCUGGUUUACCUCCUCCCAAGAAAGAGGGACCUCUGAACAGCUUGUCUUACCCAGAAAUCCGCAGCAAGUCUUUCAGUCAUGUCUCUCCUAGUAAGGAGGGGAUGUAUCGUAACACACCACCAAGUUACCCACCCAACUGGUCCCCACCCCAAACGUCUGCACCAGGCCACCCUGACCGACAUACCAAGAUAUCCAAGAAAUCUGGCCAACCCAGUAACGGUAAUACCGAGAGACGGGGAAGAAGAAGCUGGAGCACCCAGCAUACCAAACAGACCUCACCACCCUACAACGGAUUCCAGAGAAAGCAAGAUCCUAAUGUGGGGAACGUGUCCGACUUCAUCAAUGCCUCCUUCCUGCCGUCCUUCUCAUUAAUGGCCGACCUCAAGCAAAACCAGAACUUUCCCUUUAACCCCCAAGCAUUUUCUCCUCCGACCAAUCUCCCUUUUCCUCCUCCUUUUCCAUUCUCUGACCUCAUUGAUCUGUUUCACUAUGAAGAUUUGAGUCCCGUUCCUCCCUUCAUCAGUGACUUCUUCUGCAGUGACGUUCCUCCUCCAUUUUAUCCCUUCCCAGCUCCUUCCAGCAGGUAUCGGCCAUCAAGGAAUCGCAGCGGCCCCGCAAAUGAGCUACAUGUGCAGCUGGAGGAAUGCUGCGAGCAGUGGAGGGCGCUAGAGAAGGAAAGGAAAAAGACAGAAGCAGAACUCACGACCAAGUUUCCAGGAAGCAGAAUCUCCAGUUCUUACAGUCCGACAGUCCCACGACUCCCAGCAAAUCCAUCGCGGGUGGACCGUUUGGUUGUGGACCAGUUCCGGGAGCAGGCCAGAGCCGUCUCAUUGGUGAAGAUAAUGGAGAGAAUCCGUGGCGAGACCCUCCAUGUCAAUAUAAACAUCGCCCUGGAGCAUCACCUGGAGGCCAUUCACCUCACACAAGCGCGACGGAAAGAUGAGAUUAUCAACGCUGCCAACCGCCAGAAGCAAGGUGUCCCGCGGUACAACAACGAGAGGGAUGUCUUGGCUCUGGCAGCGGCCAUAAAAGAGAUGGUAGUGUCUACACGGAAGGCGCGGACUGCCCUGUGGUGUGCUCUGCAGAUGACAUUGCCUAAGUCCUCUUCUGGUGUCACCGUGAAGCAGGAAGAUAUAGAAAGAGCCUUACAAGAGCUGUGUCCAACUAGACCACUGACCGUGGAAGUGGAGCCGCAUGCAGAUGUUGUGUUUGGUUCUGAAAGAGAGGGGAGUACGAUCCGUUAGAUCAGCUGCCUCUCAGUAAUAAGUCAGGUCAUGAAUGUAUCGCUGGCGCAGAACCUCUGGGCAACUCCGCCACCAGGCGGCAGCUUUAAUAGCUUUGUAUGAUUUUGUAUCUGCACCUUCUACUGCGUUUCUAUGGUAUUUUACAUAAUGUGCCCAGUGAUCUUUUCCAUGUUUUAAGAGAAGAGGCCUUUAUUUAGGUAUUCACUCGUUAUCGUAUCAUUUUUGUAUCUGCACCUUCUACUGUAUUCUAUGGUAAGUUACUGGGUUAUUACCGUGACCAGUGUUUUAUGUAUCAAGAGGAGUUUUUUGUGAGGGGUAAUGUUAUACCCAUGGCAAUACCUACUAUGAUCAUUGUUAGACUUUUAGUCCCUACUAGGGGUUACGUUAAACCCAUAGUGGUCCCUACUAGGUGUUACUUCAGACCUAUAGUGGUUCUGCCUUGUGGAUAAGUUAGGCCAAUUGCAGGCCCUGCUAGGUGUAACUUUAGACCCGUUGUAGGCCCCUCUUGGGGUUAUGUUAGGACCAUUGUGGUCCCUGCUAGGUGUUACUUUGGAAUCAUAGCAGUCCUAACUUUGGGUUAAGUUAGGCCCUUUACAGUCUCUGCUGGGUAUUACUGGAAGCCCAUGCGUUCCCAAUUUGGGAUUAAGAUAGGCCUAUUACAGUCGCUGCUAGGUGUUAUUUUAGACUCAUAGCAGUCCCAACUAGGGGUCAGGUUAUACCCCUAGGGGUCUAUAGCCAGUGUUACUUUAGACUCAUACUGUUCCCAACUUGGGGUUACGUUAGACCCAUGGCGGUCCAUGCUAGGGGUUACGUUAGACCCAUGGCGGUCCAUGCUAGGGGUUACGUUAGACCCAUGGCGGUCCAUGCUUGGCGUUACGUUAGACCCAUGGCGGUCCAUGCUUGGGGUUACGUUAGACCCAUGGCGGUCCAUUCUAGGGGUUACGUUAGACCCAUGGCGGUUCCUACAAUUUUUAUUUUUUUUGUGCCAAACAAGUAAACCACUAACUAUGCCGCUGCGUCAUGACAGGUUGUGGCGUUUAUUGUGCUGGUGUAUUAUGACUGUCCCCUCCACCUGGUAUAGCUGAGAUUGAUGCACGAGACUAUAAUAUAGAUAUAUUAACCCUUUCUGCUGGGGGCAGCCUGGUUAACCUGCUAACAGUUGUACGUAAGAUAAGAAUAAUUCAUGUAUUUAUCUCGUAGUGGGAGUUUGGGUGAUCGGGGACGAGAUGCGUAGAAGAUGUGCCGUCCGGAUGUCUCUGCAGUGAGUUGUAUCAUCACUCUGGAGGAUUCGCACGUCUCGUAGAAAUGACUAUUUAAUCUAGUUUGCACUUAAUCAGAGUUCGUUAAUUUAAAGGGAUAUGCAUUCCGUAUUUAUUGAGUAUGAAUCUAUUUUACUAAAUCCUUUUUUUAACCUAUUUACUCAGGAAUUAUAGUCGGACUAUAGUAGAGGUUCCUAUUCUCGUAGCUGAUGAGUAUACAGAGUAUUUAAGAGUUACCAAAGCUGUUUGAUGUGUGUGACGUUGUGUCCCCGGUGUGCAGCGUGCGCCAUUGUGUCCUCCUCUGGCUUCAGACAAUCAUGUCUCCCUUGUCAAUGUGAACGUGUGAUUGAGAUCUCGUUUCUGCCUGGUACGUGUAGUCAGUGUGUCAAGCUCUGUGUCGUCUCGUGCUUUGUUAGCGUGGGACAUGUAAUGACGGUAGAACUGACAGAAGCGGUCACGUCAGCGCUCACCUUGUAGCUUUGGUCCAUGUACCGCAGGUGGACUCUGUGAGGCUCUGUCUGUAUUUUUGUGGUUGCGAUGUGCAUAUUUCCAUUGAUUUGGUUAGUGAUUAGGUCUUUGGUGCUUGACUAUAUGGAAUAAUUUCUAGAAUAUUCUGGCUGUGUGGCCACGUAUGGUCGAUGUCUCAGCUGCCGCUCCAUACCGGGUGUCUCUCUUCUAUUGCAUUUUCUGUUGUCCUAAUCGGUGACCAGAUUGAUGACACCAGUAUUGUUGCUCUGUUACUAGUUCUUCCAUAUUGCGCUCUGCUUGGUGAUGGGGCACGUCGUGGUGGCUCCAGCUUAUUCAGGAGUUAUUCCAGUUUAACAUAUCAUGCUUCUCAUGCGUGCAGUGUUACAUGGUGACCUCACUGUCAGUUUAUGACAUCAUGGAAAGCACAAACUGUCAUUGGUCCAUCUGGGGCCUGCCAACAAUCCCAUUUAUCUUCCCCAGGGUGAUGGCUGGGGUGAUGAA
Bufo bufo (common toad) is the source of this 4685-nucleotide messenger RNA. RefSeq lists its product as uncharacterized. The coding region runs from base 109 to 2457 and encodes 782 amino acids. Lineage: Eukaryota; Metazoa; Chordata; Amphibia; Anura; Bufonidae. The record is from RefSeq and is a predicted model, not a curated record. The transcript has 8 exons. Gene Ontology annotation, biological process: mRNA stabilization; meiotic cell cycle; female meiosis I. Gene Ontology annotation, cellular component: nucleus; cytoplasm.